CUUUGACUGUUGACAGCUCGCAGGAAGUCCUCAACAAGAGCUCCGUUUUUCUUCCAGCAGCUUCACCUUUUUCUUCUGGUUUAGCUAAAAUAACAAAGACUGUGACCACCUUGGACCGGCGAUAGAUGACAGGAAUGGAGGAAUACCACAACGGCAACGAGGGAUCCUUCAGCUCUGAAGAAGCUGAUAACAUUGUCAAAGAGUGUAUUGAGAACGUGGUGGCAGGUGACGACUACAGCCAGAGUCAGGUGAACAAAUGGACCGCCAGCAUCGUGGAGCGCUGCCUCACACAGCUGGUCAAACAGGGGAAACCGUACAAGUACAUCGUGACGUGUGCGGUGAUGCAGAAAACAGGAGCAGGCCUCCACACAGCUAACUCCUGCUACUGGGACACUGCCAUGGACGGAAGCUGCACGGUGAGAUGGGAAAACCGCACCAUGUACUGUGUGGUCAGUGUGUUCGCCGUGGCUAUUGCAUAGGACGUGCACACACACAUAAAUCACCACCAGAAGAUUGCAGUGUGUUCCUGUGAACAGCAGGGGGGAACAAAGUGCCACAGAGUCCGCUCACAGCUUGACCUUUCACCUCUGUGGAGAAGCUGCAGAGAAGAAAACGGCUGUAUUUUCAGCCUUCCGAUGCAUGUAAACAUCACCUUAAUGUAUUUAUCUCCUCAUGUCACUGCAGCGCUUUAAUAGUGUCAGUUAACUGUAUUUAUCACUGACGCCUGACAGCAUGCAGCGGCUGUAAACGCCACAUUCUGUUUGAUUCUUCUGCUUUUUAUUAUACGUAUCAUGUCGAGCAGAGAGAGAGGAUUUUUGUACUUUUUGUACAUGAAGAGAUUCACGAACCGUGUUCAGUCAUCGUAUCUUCAAUGAAUAAAGGCAGAUGAACGUUUCAGCAAAACCCCA
Molecule: messenger RNA, 908 nt
Organism: Micropterus salmoides (largemouth bass)
Lineage: Eukaryota; Metazoa; Chordata; Actinopteri; Centrarchiformes; Centrarchidae
Product: dynein light chain Tctex-type 1-like
Exons: 5
Coding region: 126-479 (117 amino acids)
Biological process (GO): microtubule-based movement
Cellular component (GO): kinetochore; cytoplasm; cytoplasmic dynein complex
Molecular function (GO): dynein intermediate chain binding
Source: RefSeq, a predicted model, not a curated record